GUCCGACCGCACAAUCCCACACUCACGUCGCUGUAGUCUGCAAGCACGCCUUUCAUCAAAAUGCUGAAGCUGGUGCUAGUGAUUUUUGCUGUAUCGGGCGCCGCCAUGGCCGCCUCUGGCGAUGACAGCAGCGUCCAGAGGUCAAAGAAAGCGGCCGACCCUCUGGUCACAGCGGCGGCCUACAACCCGUACUUCGCUGGCCUUGCGGACCGCUACGCCACCCCCGGCCUGGGCUACACAGGGGCCUACCCCUAUUCAGCAGCCUACAACACCCUGGCUGACGGCUACCCCUACCGUGCGGCAUCUUACCCUUACACAGCUAAAACGUAUCCCUACACAGCUGGGACAUACCCCUACACAGCUGGGACAUACCCCUACACAGCUGGGACAUACCCCUACACUGCAGGGCUAAGAGGUUACCCGUACACUGCCGGAGUACCCUAUACUGCUGCAGCUGGAGUUCUCCCCUAUGCUGGAUAAGGAAGCCUUUUUGAACAACGUUCUGCAUAUUCAAUCAGUGCUCUGUACAACUAUUACCAAUGUCAUUUAGUGUAUCAUUUCAUACUUGAAUAGCCAAAUAAAAAUAACUGUGGAGAA
Messenger RNA from Schistocerca gregaria, 597 nucleotides. RefSeq lists its product as uncharacterized. Lineage: Eukaryota; Metazoa; Arthropoda; Insecta; Orthoptera; Acrididae. The coding region runs from base 61 to 480 and encodes 139 amino acids. The record is from RefSeq and is a predicted model, not a curated record. The transcript is spliced from 3 exons.